Molecule: messenger RNA, 1644 nt
Organism: Malurus melanocephalus (red-backed fairy wren)
Lineage: Eukaryota; Metazoa; Chordata; Aves; Passeriformes; Maluridae
Gene: UBR7
Product: ubiquitin protein ligase E3 component n-recognin 7
Exons: 11
Coding region: 80-1330 (416 amino acids)
Cellular component (GO): cytoplasm
Molecular function (GO): ubiquitin protein ligase activity; zinc ion binding
Source: RefSeq, a predicted model, not a curated record
CGCUGUGGCGCCCCCUGGCGCCUCCUUGGCUCCGUGUUUCCCGCCUCGCUUCGCGCUCCUCGGCCUUCGCGGCCCGGCGAUGGAGGCGGCAGCACCGGAGAGCGCCGAGCCAGGGAGCGGCGGGAGCGGCGCGGAGGAACCCGUGGUGUCCCUGGCGGAGGUGCUGGCGGAGAACGAGGAGCUGGAGAAGGAAGCGCGGGCCGUGCUGGGGGGCAGCGACCACGAGCGCUGCAGUUACUCACAGGGCGCGGUGAAGCGGCAGGCGCUGUACGCCUGCAGCACCUGCACGCCGCCCGGCGCCGAGCCGGCGGGGAUCUGCCUGGCCUGCAGCUACGAGUGCCACGGCACACACCGCCUCUUCGAGCUCUACACCAAGAGGAAUUUCCGCUGUGACUGUGGGAAUAGCAAGUUCAAAAAUCUGCAGUGCAAGUUACUCCCGGAAAAGGGCAAGGUGAAUUCAGGAAAUAAAUAUAAUGACAAUUUCUACGGAUUGUACUGUACUUGUAAAAGACCUUAUCCUGAUCCUGAAGAUGAGAUUCCAGAUGAGAUGAUCCAAUGCAUAGUUUGUGAAGACUGGUUCCAUGGAAGGCAUCUCGGUGCAGUUCCCCCUGAAAGUGGAGACUUCCAUGAAAUGGUGUGCCAGGCCUGCAUGAAUCAUUGCCAUUUCCUAUGGGCUUAUGCAUCACAAUUAGCAGUUCCUCCUUUGACCAAAGCAAACUCCCUUGAAGAUGAAGGCAUUGUCCUGAAGGUAGAGGAAAGUGAAGAGCAGAAGAAAGAAAUAAAAAAAGAAAGUGGAGUGGAACACCAAGACACAAAGGAGGAAAAGCAAUUGGAGCAAUUCAAUGAACCAUCUACUAGCUCUGGGUCUGCCUGUCCUGAGGUAGUUACUAAGAGCGAGAAGCCAGUCUGCAAGCUGAAGGAGCUUCAAAGCAAGCCAUUUGUAAAAAAAGAUACUGCCACCUUUUGGCCAUCGAACUGGAGGAGCAAAUUAUGCACCUGUGAAGACUGUUUGAAAAUGUAUUCAGAGCUUGAAGUCCAGUUCCUGACAGAUGAAUGUGACACUGUCUUGGCUUAUGAAAAUAAGGGUACCAKUGACCAAGAGACAGAGAGGAGAGAUCCUUUAAUGGACACCCUUAACAGCAUGAACAGGGUCCAGCAAGUGGAACUCAUCUGUGAAUACAAUGAUUUGAAGACAGAACUGACUGACUAUCUCAGGAGGUUUGCAGAUGAGGGAACGGUGGUUAAAAGAGAAGACAUUCAGCACUUCUUUGAAGAAUUUCAGUCACGGAAAAGACGACGGACUAACAGGAUGCAGUACUACUGUAGUUAGACUGAGAGGGUUUGGGUCUGAAAGGACAACUGGGAAAACAAUGUUCACUGGCAAACAGAAAAGGCAUCUUCAGUUUCUGGCUUCUCAUCAAAAUCCAGCUGUCCAAGAAACAUCAUCAUUUUGUCUUAUACUUCCUUUAUUUGUAGCACCUAAAACAUUUUCUUAACAAAUCCUUGCAUUGCAGUUAGAGGGAUUUCAGUAGCGAUCGACUUUGCAUUCCCGUGGAAGCCGGCCUUGUCUCCAGGGAGAGGAGGGCUGGUCCCAGAGCAGGGAAUCCUGCAGCUUCCCUGCGGCCUCUGGCUGGUGCCUGCUGG